CCGCGCCGCCGUCAGGCGCCAGGUGUCGGAGGUCAAGGCAGCGUUGGCAGUGGCGUUUUUUCCCCACCCGGAAGACGCGGUGCUGGAGCCCGAGACCGGUCCUUGUCGCGGUGGCGGGAGCCGGACUGGCCUCUGGUCCUCGCGUCGGCCCCGUGGAGCCGGACGCUGUCCCGGCGCGGCGGGGAGGAUGGUGCCGAGCGGCCCUGGUCCCACCGCGCGCCGCCGCGGGUGAGCUCUGAGCGGUCGCGGGCGUCCGCCGAGCAGCUGGCCGGCCGGGCCCGUUGCGGGCCGUUCCCACCGGGCAGGGUGGAGCUGAUCAGCAUAAUGUUCAACAUCAACCCCCUGGAGAACCUGAAGCUGUACAUCAGCAGCCGGCCUCCCCUGGUGGUCUUUAUGAUCAGUGUAAGCGCCAUGGCAAUAGCUUUCCUGACCUUGGGCUAUUUCUUCAAAAUCAAGGAGAUUAAGUCACCGGAAAUGGCAGAGGAUUGGAAUACUUUUCUGCUGCGGUUUAAUGAUUUGGACUUGUGUGUAUCAGAGAAUGAAACGUUAAAGCAUCUCACAAAUGACACUACAACUCCGGAAAGCACAAUGACCAGUGGGCAGGCCAGAGCAUCCACUCAGUCCCCACAGGCCCUGGAGGAUUCAGGCCCAGUUAACAUCUCGGUUGCCGUCACUCUAACACUGGACCCACUCAAACCCUUUGGAGGGUUCUCCCGCAAUGUCACCCAUCUGUACUCAACCAUUUUAGGGCAUCAGAUCGGACUUUCAGGCAGGGAAGCCCAGGAAGAGAUAAACAUUACCUUUACCCUGCCUGCAGCGUGGAGCUCGGACGACUGUGCCCUUCAUGGUCACUGUGAGCAGGUGGUGUUCACAUCCUGCAUGACCCUCACUGCCAACCCUGGUGUGUUCCCCAUCACCGUACAGCCACCGCACUGUGUUCCUGACACUUACAGCAAUGCCACGCUCUGGUACAAGAUCUUCACAACUGCCAGAGAUGCCAAUACAAAAUAUGCUCAAGAUUACAAUCCAUUCUGGUGUUAUAAGGGGGCCAUUGGAAAAGUCUAUCAUGCUUUAAAUCCCAAGCUUACAGUUAUUGUUCCAGAUGAUGACCGUUCCUUAAUAAAUUUGCAUCUCAUGCACACCAGUUACUUCCUCUUCGUGAUGGUGAUAACAAUGUUUUGCUAUGCUGUUAUCAAAGGCAGACCCAGCAAAUUGCGUCAGAGCAAUCCUGAAUUUUGUCCUGAGAAGGUGGCUUUGGCUGAUGCCUAGUCCUGCAACUGCCCUUUGUCUGAGAGAGACUGAGAACCAUAAUCAUUGACUGCUGAACCCAGCCUGGGCCUGGACACUCUGUGAAUACAUUAUCUUGCAAUGUUGGGUUAUUCCAGCCAAAGACAUUUCAAGUGCCUGUAACUGAUUUGUAUAUAUUUAUAAAAAUCUAUUCAGAAAUGGUCCAAUGAUGCACGUGCUUCACGCCGGGUGCAGCCAGAACUCUUCAGCCCCACCUGUGGACUCAGCAGGAUUGAUUGCACAUAGCACCAGAGAGGGUUCAUGAUCUCCCGGUAGUGGAGCACACUGUGCUGUCUUUAAGCAAGGUCACGGGCAUUUCGUUGCUGGUGGGGUUGAGGUUUGCUCUAGUUCUUGUUUCAGCCUGAUAUGUACAGAAUGUCCGAAACAGUCUGCACCAUUGAUAUGAUACUGCAUUUCCAGAACCACCAAUCCAUUUUGUGGAUUUUAUGUGUCUGUGGCCUAAUAAUCAUAGUAACAACAAUAAUACCUUUUUCUCCAUUUUGCUUGCAAGGAAACAUGCCUAUCUUUCUAAGUUUUUUUCCUUUGAAGAAAAAAUAAAAUAGUCACAUUUUAAUACUACUUUAGUUAGGACAGACUUGUGCUUUUAUCUUGGGUAAAGAGUUAAAUAUUUAAAAGCCACCUACAUGAUAAAGAUCUAAUUUUCAUUUUCCACAUGGAUGGUGAGGAACCUGGUCUGGUUUGAGCUGAACUGGACAGAAUGUUCCACUGUCGUUUGCUCCUCUUUCCUCCAUUACAAAAGUUAAAGCAGCUUCUUCACUCACAAGGGCUUAAAAAUUAAGUAAAUGACUCUAGAGAAGAACAGAAAAUAGCUAUUCUCUUUUCUGGAAUGCAGCUGAUGGUGUGGAAGGGGAAUAAUGAUUUGAUCUGCUAUUUGUGAAAUGAUUUCUUGCAUUCUUUGAAGAGGGAGUGGAUUUUCUUCCUUUUUCUUUUUUUUGCAUUUAUUUUUAUGCAAUUAACGUAUCUUCAGAAGGAAAAUGGUACCUGGUAAAUCAGUAACAUUAUGAAAAUGAUGCCUGUGAAAUUUGAAGGAAAGCCCUGACAGGCCAUUUAUCAGUAAAACCAAAAGCAUAUUCUUUUCUUUCCUAUAAUAUUUUGAUGAUCUAGAUCCUUUAUCCCUUUUUCCUUUGAAUCCAUCUUCAUUAUUUUAAAAAAUGUCAUCACCUUUUCCAGUCCUUUCUUGUUACUUGCAUUCUUACUGUUUCUCUUUUCCUUAAUACCCUUCGCCUUGAUAACUCACUGUCAUUAGUGACGUCUAUGUUUUGCCAAGCAGUGUUCUAGCAGAUGGGCAAUUAGAACCUUGGACCCGACUGCCAACAUUUCUUUCCUUUAACUCCAGGCCCAUAGUCUGUCCUAAGUUAGAAUCAGUCCUGCAGGUCUGAAAUAACCUUGCUGUAAAACAUUUUAUCCUAGGCAUUCUUGAGUGGAAAACAAGUGCAGGCUUUUACUGAAGAUCGUUGAAAGAAUCACUGUGGUGACUUGGUAUGUUAAUAUCCUGUGUUUUCCUUUCAGUACCUUUUAAGCACAAUAAUCAUACUUGUCUAUCCAGUUUUUUGUAUUAUAUAAGUUGCUUACAUGUUACAUGACUAACCUAUUAAUUUAGUUUUCUCUUUAGAGGCUUUGAGACUCUUAUGAGACAAGAUUGAGGAAGAGCCAUUUGGCUUGGUCUUGAGAAACAUCAAUAUGAAGGCCAACGAUUUUAGGUUAAGCUGCUACUGAAUAAAUAAAAUCCCAGUGAAGUGGAGUUAAGGAUAGGUUUAUAACUGGCAGAUAAUAUAGGAGGACAGGUGAAAAAAGUCAGUUUUAUUGGUUUGUUCAAUCCAGCUUGUUGGUAAUACUAAUUAUUAUCCUAGUUUUAAUUACAGGGAAUGGCUGGAAUCUGUUGUCAGGGAGGAAGGACAUGGUUAGGCAUGAGGAAAGGAAGUGCCAAAAAUGCCUGGACAGUGUGACUUGUCACAAGUCCAGGACACACACUUUAAAAUCCAAUAUUCACCCUAGCAGGUAAUUGUCAAAGAUCUUAGGGAGACCAGAGUCAGUCAGGUGUAUAAAGGAAGGAUGGAGAAGGGGAGGCUGUGGCACUGGGCGAAGAGGGCUAGUAACUGAAGGGACAGCCACUGAACCUCAGGAAGGUAGGUGGACCUGUUAUUAUCUGGGCACUAACAGAAGGCCCGAUCCCCCACUGUCUUGCUGGGGGACCUCAGGAUUAAAGAGUGUCACAGACAGGGCCCGUUUGCCACGCAGGGGUGACCCUGCGGAGGAGCACUGGCUUGUCCUCAGUCAUCUUGGACUGGAGGUCCAACAAAAGGUCAGCAACUUACUAUUAAAAUGGUGUUUCAGAUCAUAUUGAUCUCUUUCCUUUUUGCUUUUGUCCUUUCACUGUAUGACUUGAAUCAGUUUUGAUUCUAUUUGUAAGUUUUUCUUGUCAUUAGGAACCUGCCAUUUCUGUUGCAUUUUCUUUGGCGGUUUGUAGAGAUUCAGCAUCUUGGUUUCCGGGCCCCCUGCAGGCACCGUGGGGUCGCAAGGGCCAGUGCACCCAUUUCACUUACUGUGCUGCAUGAUGGUCAGUAGCUGAUCUGUUAUGGCAUUUGCUCCCAGAUUAAUUUUCUGUGUUUGAAUUAUGUGCAUAUGUGCUUUACAGAAUAAAACAUAUGAAUUUA
Manis pentadactyla (Chinese pangolin) is the source of this 3962-nucleotide messenger RNA. It is a transcript of the gene TMEM248, whose product is annotated as transmembrane protein 248. Bases 325 to 1269 code for a protein of 314 amino acids. NCBI's taxonomy places the organism in Eukaryota, Metazoa, Chordata, Mammalia, Pholidota, Manidae. The transcript has 7 exons. The record is from RefSeq and is a predicted model, not a curated record.